This is a messenger RNA of Micropterus salmoides (largemouth bass), 1127 nucleotides long. RefSeq names its product COMM domain containing 9 (gene commd9). The transcript has 7 exons. NCBI's taxonomy places the organism in Eukaryota, Metazoa, Chordata, Actinopteri, Centrarchiformes, Centrarchidae. The record is from RefSeq and is a predicted model, not a curated record. The coding region runs from base 35 to 784 and encodes 249 amino acids.
GUUCACGCUGAUUCUCGAGUGUACUUCAUUUCCCAUGAGCAGCAGCGCCAUCUGUGUGUCACAUGACUCUCCCACCCUAACGUCACCAACCGCCAACAUGGCCGCCGCCGUCUCCAGCGAAGAUUUCAACACCUUGCAGCUCCUCCUGAAGGCUCCAUCUAAAGACGCAGUGAGGGACGUUUGCAUUCAGAGUCACAGAGGUCCCAGUCGCCGGCUAGCAGAGACCACAGCCUCCACGCUGAGCAUCCCUGCAGCCCAGGCUGCACAGCUGGUUCAGUCUCUCCACCGUCUGUCUCAUCACGUCCUCUUCAACAACCUCAGCUCUCCCGAGCAGAUCCUCGCUCUCUUCCCCGAGUCGUUCCACACCAGUCUGAAGAACCUGAUCACCAAGAUCCUGCUGGAGAACAGUCCAACAUGGAGGACAGACGCUCUCAGUGAUCAGAUCUCUCUCCCCCAGCUGAAGGAGUUGGACUGGAGAGUCGACUUGGUGACCGGUUCAGACUCAGUCAGUCGCAUGUCCGUCCCGACCUGCCUGGUUCAGCUCAAGGGAAUUGUGGGACGGCACCACCUCCUGUCCUUUGGUGAAGGAUGGUGCAGUGCAACCUACGCUAAAGCAGAUGGAGGAUCCGUGUCCGGCGGCAGGCGGGAAGUCCAUUUCCACGGUGACGGUGGAGCUGGGCCGGGAGUCUCUGGACACCAUACUGGACGGACUGGGACGCAUCAGAGACCAGCUGUCUGUGGUCGCCGGGAAAUGAAAGGACCGCUGAUUGGCUUGUUGGUGUAAUGACAUCACAGCCGGACACUUUUUACAGACUCUCGCUGAUAGUUUUGGUGCCAACGUUAAAUAUAUUCAUGUUUGAGCAACUUCAUGCAACAAAAUUUGGAUUAGUUUUUUUUUUCUCCUGAAAACUCUGAACUAAUAAGUUAAUUCAUCAGUAGAUUUACACAAAAGCAAACAUUUCAGAUUUUUACAACUGAUGUUUCGUUAGUAGGUAAAAAGACUAAACAUUCUGCAAAAAAAGUUAAUAUGUUGGUGGACGUUUUUCAUUAUGUUGACAUUUUGUACAUCUAAUUAUGGAUUAUUUUGUGUGGAACCAAAUAAAAUUUUCCAUUACAGUACAAAUACA